AUGGAGCUGAUGGAGAUUGAGAGCGAGGCGGCUCAUCAGGGGACUCCUCCAACCAGAGCGGAGGGAGCACAGGACGAACCGGCUGGAGGGGAUUCGAUCUUGCAGGAGACACCGGCGGACGGUGAGCACCCUGCCCACGUACGCGAUGUCCAACGCGCCAUCACAACCCUCGGCGGCCUCCCUGCGCUUACCAAGGCGUUCGAAGAGGCGGCCAAGCUCCUGGAGCUGCGCUUUCGUCCAGAGGAUCCCUACGCGCACCCCCUGUUCGGUGACUACACGCUGGGCUCUUCGCUCCUCCUGAAGACGCAAGAAAGCCGCCCCGGCCACCCCCGCCACCUCUUCCACCUCCUCCUCCUCUACGCCAUCAUCGACAAGCCGAGCGACUUCAAGGCUGAAGUGGUGGCCAUGAUCCCCGCCGUGUACCAGUUCAAGGGAAUGGCGGAUUUCCAGUACGUGCCGCCCUCCGAGGUGGUGGUGAAGGAACAGCGAGGGGCCUUCCAGCUUGACGAGCCCAUGCACCUGCCGCCGCCCAUCUUCUCCAAGGUGGACAUGCCGCAGAACUACCGGUUCCUGCCCAACCUCCUCUUCCGGGUCGUCGAGGAGCAGGGACCCGACGGCGAGGUCACCAAGAAGUUCGAGCGAGCGCUGAGACGCCAGCCUGCGACUUCGUUCCGUCUCCCAGCGGUGGCCUUUGAUGAAGAGGUGGUGCCGCAGGGCGCGCCGCCGGACGACCAGCGGAAGAGCAAAGACCUGAAGCGCCUGGAGGGCCUCCUCCGCACCCUGUUCGAGCAGCGCCCGGUCUGGUCCACCGUGGCCCUCCGCGCCAACGUCCCGUCCGAGCUCGCCUCCAAAGUCAAGAGGGCGCUGUCGGCGGUGGCGUACCAUUUCAAGAGCGGGCCGUGGCGCAAGAUGUGGGUGCGCUACGGCUACGACCCGCGCCAGCACACCGACGCUCGCGUGUAUCAGGUCAUCGACUUCCGCGUUCCGCCGGGCCACACCCGCCAGCGACACCUGGGCUACACGCAACACGCGCCGCGCCGACGCAAGCUCAACAUGCAGAUGGACGUCUCCACCAUGCUGGAGCCCGCCUCCGCCCCCUCCCAGGUGGAGCGAAAGGAGCUGCAGCUGGAGCACCGCUUCGCGAUCCUGCCCAGCCGCCAGCAGACGCUGUACCAGCUGUGCGACAUUGACGACACCCGCAUCCAGAAGCUCGUCCAAGCGCCCGACGCCUUCACCACCACCUGCAACCGAGCCAACGGGUUCUACACGCAGCGGACGCUGGACGCGAUUCGCAAGCUGAUGACCGAACGCUUGACCAUGCUCGUCAACGAGGCCAACACCAAGAGCAAGCGAGGGCGGCUGGAGGAAGGCGAGGGCGAGGCUGAAGAGGAGGAGCUGCCAUCGCCUGCCGGCACGCCCAUGCAGCUGCCGGGCGCGGGCGCGGCACAGGAAGCAGCGCCGCCGGCGCCGCUGGCCGUCCACGCGGAGAAGAUCGGGGCGAGCAUGAGCAUGCUCGAGCGGAUGCUGAGGGCGGGCGUGGGCGGAGCGGCUGCGCGAGAAGGAGCGAAAGGAGGCGACGAUGACGACGAAGACGAGGAGGUGGAGCCGUUCGAGAUACUGGAUGGUGCGGCGGCGGGAGAGGCGCGACCAGGGUUCUACAGCCGGCUGCUCAUGCAGGACGAGGAACCGAACGAGUACCCAGAUGACGAGGAAUCGGAAGAUGAGGAAGAGAGCGAAGAAGACGAAGACCCCUGGGCGUAG
Molecule: messenger RNA, 1761 nt
Organism: Acanthamoeba castellanii str. Neff
Lineage: Eukaryota; Discosea; Longamoebia; Acanthamoebidae
Product: transcription factor III family protein
Exons: 13
Coding region: 1-1761 (586 amino acids)
Biological process (GO): transcription initiation at RNA polymerase III promoter
Cellular component (GO): transcription factor TFIIIC complex
Source: RefSeq, a predicted model, not a curated record